CAAAAGAAGAGAAAUGGGUCAGGCAAGGUCAGGGGAGAAGAUCCAAGGAGACAAAAAGUAACCUUCUUGAAGAGGACAUGUGAUUGGAAGUCAUCUCAUUGUUGAAGUGUUGUGAACUCAAUCUUCAAAGUUUUAGAAAAACAACAAUUACACACUCUGUCAAGGUGAACCACUGAGUUCUUCAUUAUGUCUGAUGGAGACUAUGAUUACCUCAUCAAGUUUUUAGCUUUGGGAGACUCUGGAGUGGGAAAGACCAGUGUACUUUACCAGUACACAGAUGGUAAAUUUAACUCCAAAUUCAUCACAACGGUGGGCAUCGAUUUCAGGGAAAAAAGAGUGGUGUACAGAGCUAAUGGGCCAGAUGGAGCUGUUGGCAGAGGUCAGAGAAUCCACCUGCAGUUAUGGGACACAGCAGGGCAGGAGAGGUUUCGUAGCCUGACAACAGCAUUCUUCAGAGAUGCUAUGGGAUUCCUUCUGCUUUUUGAUCUGACAAAUGAGCAAAGUUUCCUCAAUGUCAGGAACUGGAUAAGCCAGCUACAAAUGCAUGCAUAUUGUGAAAAGCCAGAUAUAGUGUUAUGUGGAAAUAAGAGUGAUUUGGAAGACCAGAGGGUAGUAAAAGAAGAGGAAGCCGUGGAACUUGCAGAGAAGUAUGGAAUCCCCUACUUUGAAACCAGUGCUGCCAAUGGAACGAACAUAAACCAGGCAGUCGAGAUGCUCCUGGACCUGAUAAUGAAACGAAUGGAACGGUGCGUGGACAAGUCCUGGAUUCCUGAAGGAGUGGUGCGAUCCAAUGGCCACACCUCCACAGAUCAUUUAAGUGAAGAAAAGGAGAAGGGGGCAUGUGGCUGUUGAAAAGUCAAGCAGGCACACAACAAUUCAAGUGGCCUGUGUCUGUGAUUGCUUCUGCGGGUGGUAUGUGGCACAGUGAGAGAUUAAUGGGCGUUGGAUACAAACUGCUUCUCACCGUCCCAAUUAGACCUAUCAAUCAGACAUCCAGUU
Messenger RNA from Orycteropus afer afer, 999 nucleotides. RefSeq names its product RAB27A, member RAS oncogene family (gene RAB27A). The record is from RefSeq and is a predicted model, not a curated record. Gene Ontology annotation, cellular component: melanosome; secretory granule. Gene Ontology annotation, biological process: melanosome transport; positive regulation of exocytosis. Gene Ontology annotation, molecular function: GTP binding; GTPase activity. Lineage: Eukaryota; Metazoa; Chordata; Mammalia; Tubulidentata; Orycteropodidae.